GCCACCUUCUCUUACCAUUUGGGCUUGAAGACUUCAGUUUUUCCAAGUCUCUGCGUUUUGAAUCUACGGUUCGAGCUUUACACCGAUGGAUGACGUUGAGAUACCUCAAUAUUUCAUCUGUCCCAUAUCGCUUCAGAUCAUGAAAGACCCUGUUACAGCCGUUACCGGCAUUACCUACGACAGGGAGAGCAUAGAGAAAUGGCUGAAGACGCCCAAGGGCAUCACCUGCCCUGUAACGAAGCAGGUUUUGCCGUCCGGUUCCGAAUUGACGCCGAACCACAUACUCCGUCAGUUGAUUCAGGCUUGGUGCACGGCGAAUACUGGAGACGGUGUCGAUAAGGUCCCUACCCUGAUGUCUCCUUUAUGUAGGAUUCGUCUUCUUGAACUCAUCCGUGAAUUAGACGUUCCUGGUUUGUACGCAAAUGCUUUGAACGAAAUGGAAGUCCUAGCGAAGGACAUUGAGAGGAACAAGAAGUUCAUGGAGGACGCUGGUGUAGCCAAAGCUGUGAUCUUGUUGCUGAUAAGAUGCUACAAUGAAAGUAAAACGAUCGGUGUCGAACAAGCUUUGAGGAUUCUCUUUCUUGUUUGGACACCAUCGAGUGAAAUCAAGGCACUUUUAGAUGAAAAUCAUCAGCUAAUCGACUGUCUAACGUGGAUUCUCGGGUGCGAGAUAGAGAAUCACGUCGUCACCAAGACUCUCUCAAUGCAAGCGUUGAAACGGGUGAUCGAGGCAUCGAAUACGAGGUUGUUGGAGAAAUUGAAACCCGAGUUCAUGAAACAAAUGUUAAGGGUACUUAAAUCGAGAAUCUCUCAACAAGCGACCAAAUCUGCCUUACAAGUUUUGAUCCAAGUGUGUCUUCAAGGAAGAAACAAGACGAAGAUGGUCGACGACAACGCGAUCUUUGAGCUCGUUGAAUUGGAACUCGAGAAACCCGAAAAGAACAUAUCGGAACUGAUCUUCAACCUAUUGGCACACCUAUGUUCAUGCGCCGAGGGUAGAGCCGAGUUUCUUCGCCAUGCGGGAAGCAUAGCGAUGGUGGCGAAAAGGAUCCUGAGAGUUUCGCCAACAACCGAUGAUCAAGCGGUUUUCAUACUCUCAUCGAUCUCGAAAAAUGCAGCAACAAAAGAAGUGCUCUUAGAGAUGUUGAGGGUUGGGGCAGUGACAAAGCUGUGCAUGGUAAUUCAAGCAGAUUGCCCAACAUAUCUGAAACACAAAGCCAGAGGGGUCCUCAGAUUGCACUCUAAUUUGUGGAGUGAUUCUCCUUGUAUUGAUGUUUAUCUAUUAACUAGGUACCAAAGGUAACCUUGGUAACAAAAGUAAAAAAAAAAAGUAUUACAUUUUAUGGUUAAAAACAUCAUAAUUUAUCAAUAAAUAUAUAUACAAUAUUCAUCAAU
Messenger RNA from Hibiscus syriacus, 1395 nucleotides. RefSeq names its product E3 ubiquitin-protein ligase PUB24-like. Lineage: Eukaryota; Viridiplantae; Streptophyta; Magnoliopsida; Malvales; Malvaceae. The transcript has 2 exons. Gene Ontology annotation, biological process: protein ubiquitination. Gene Ontology annotation, molecular function: ubiquitin protein ligase activity. The coding region runs from base 86 to 1303 and encodes 405 amino acids. The record is from RefSeq and is a predicted model, not a curated record.